GUUUUUCAUCGAAAUCCCUCCCCACCUUUUUUAAAACAUAGGUUUCCUCCAUCUCCGCCUCGUCUUCUUUCUCUCUGAUUCUACUCCGGCAAUGCCUUGCAGCGCCGUUCGAGAGCUUACAGUUCUAACUGAGUUCAAGCCAUUUGGCUUGACUGCCGAAGCCCUCGACGGCUGCAAACACUCUGACGACGACUACCAUUACUUCCUUUUCGAUCCCCAGCUUGCCCUGCAGAGAGAUGAGGCCGAGGAGCUUGAUGAUGCUUCCUCAUUGUGCAGUGUGAGGGGUGAUCACGAACUUUUCAUAAGAGGAAAUCGAGUCAUAUGGAGUACAGGCCCCAGAAUUCAUCGGAGGUUCACAUUGCCAUCCAAAGUCGUCAAGGUAUGCUGGUGCCGGAUGGGUCAUCUGUCUGAAGCCUUACUUUGUGUUCUCCAAGUUAAUAGUUUAACAAUCUAUGGGAUGGCAGGUGAAGUGGUCUCUGUCCCGCUUCCUCAUGCCAUCACGUCAAUAUGGUCUCUUCCGUUCGGUUUACUUCUCCAGCAGGCACCCGUAGAGAGCUUACUAACAAAAAGAGGGAAAUUAAAUGUAAUGUGGGAAUUUGAUGAAAAAACCAUUUGGACUAGUCACUGUGUGCCUCUGAUGGUUUCAUAUAACAAAGGAAAGAUGCAACACUCGCUAUGGGUAGUAGAGGUCAAUAACUCCAACCUUGAAGUAGCAAAUUCUAAAGCAUCCAACAUAAGUGCCUCUCAAAUGUCAGGAAAACAUCUUUUCAGAAGGAUAUGGCAGGGGAAGGGUUUACAAACUGCAGCCAGUAAGGUAUUUCUGGCCGCUGAUGAUGAUGCUACACCUAUUGUGUGUUUUCUCCUCCAAGAACCAAAAAAGUUGUUGUCUUUACGACUUCAGAGCCUGGAAUUAAAUAGCGAGACAGUCUACGAUAUAAAGCCUGAAAUGAGCUGGAGCAUAUCAGCAGUUGCUGCUGCCGCCGUCACUGUCACUCGACCUAAAGCGAGAGUGAGAGUGGGACAACUUCCAGUUAGCGAUGUUAUUGCUUUGACUCCAGAAAGCACUCUUCUGCUUUAUAUGGGAAAAAUAUGCUUGUGCAAAUAUGUUUUGCCUUCCCCUUUGAGUAAAGUACGAUAUUUCAGCAGAAUGGAGGUUUCGGGAACCAAUGAACCCGUACAUGAUUUAAAGAUCGUGGAUUUAGUUGAUGCUGUAGAAGGGCGCAUCAACAUAGUUCUGGACAAUGGACAGAAAUACAGGUGUACAUUACGACGUAGUCCUUCAUCAUCUCUAACUAAUGAUUGUAUCACAGCAAUGGCUGAGGGGCUGAAUUCUAGUUUGUAUAAUCACUUCCUAGGGCUUUUAUGGGGUGAUGAUGAUUCGACUUACUUAGCUAUGGCGAAUUCUCACGCUGAUGCAGAAUGGGAGUCCUUCUGUAAUGUGAUAACAAAAAUGUGUCAGAAGCCUAGUAAAACUUUUCAGUCACUACAAGAUUCAGUUUCAUGUUCUUCUUGGGAGUUUCUUAUCAGGAGUCAGUAUAAUCACCAAUAUCUGAAAAGUACUUAUCCCUUGCAAGGGUCCGAUUCUUCUGAUGCCGAUUUAGCUGGCACCUGCAAUCAAGAGGAAAGCUGUUACCUCCAACUGCUGACUGAAACAUUAGAUUUGUUGCAUGCAGUAUACGAAACUCUUAAACUUGACAAUCUUCGUAGAAGGGAUUUGGGUCUUUUGGUAGUUCUCUUACAUGCUCUUGCUGCGUUUUUGGAUGAAGCGAACUACUUGGAUCAUUAUAAACGUGAUUUUCCUGGAUUAUUGAAGGACUUUAGGCCAUCUCAUUGCCUGCGUCCUGCAAAAACCCCUCCAAGUUUAGUCAGGUGGCUUGAGAAUUGCUUGCAGUAUGGAUGUGAUUCUGCAAGCAUUUGUGAUCUUCCACUUCUGAUGUGCAAGGAUGGAGCUUCCAUCGUGAACUGGGCCCGCAAGAUUGUUUCCUUUUAUAGUCUUUUGUCUGGUGCAGACAUAUCGGGACAUAGGUUGUCGUCAGGUGUUAUUUGCAAUAUUGCACCUGGGUCACAUCAUACUCGAGAAGAGCUUACAGUUUUGGGAAUGGUUGGUGAAAAGUUUGGAUUGCAGCAUUUAGAUUUGCUACCAGCUGGUGUCUCUCUUCCACUGAGGCAUGCAAUAGAUAAGUGUCGAGAAUCUCCUCCUUCAAAUUGGCCUCCAGCUGCAUAUGUGCUACUUGGUCGUGAAGAUCUAGCAUUGCCGCAUUUGGGAAAUCCAAUGAAAUGUGCCAAACUUGAUUUUGGGAAGUCAAAAUUGAUUUCAGUGUCUACACCUUACAUGCUACCCCUGCAUCCUGUGACCAUUCCUUCCUCAGUCUCUGAUACUCUUGAAAUGGAUGUUACCAAGCUAGAGGAUAUGGACUUCUUUGAUGGAUCUGCAGCAGAUGGAAUGGAACAUAUUUUUAACUCUAGCACACAAUUACGUUAUGGUCGUGAUCUGCGGCUGAAUGAGGUUAGACGCCUUUUGUGCUCUGCAAGACCCGUAGCUAUUCAGACACCUGCUAACCCUACAGCGUCUGAUCAGGACUUCCAACAGACUCAGCUAUGGCAUCUCGCACAAAGAACAACGGCUCUUCCAUUUGGCCGUGGGGCAUUUACGCUGGGUACUACCUGUACUCUCUUAACCGAGGCACUUGCUGUUCCAAAACUUGUUUUGGCUGGUCGUUUGCCUGCACAACAAAAUGCAACAGUUAAUCUGGAUCCAAACAUUAGAAAUAUUCAAGAACUUAAAUCUUGGCCCGAAUUCCACAAUGCUGUUGCUUCUGGCUUGAGACUAUCUCCUCUCCAGGGGAAAAUGUCAAGAACAUGGAUUCUUUACAACAAACCAGAUGAGCCUAAUGUUACUCAUGCAGGGCUGCUUCUUGCUUUGGGUUUGCAUGGGCAUCUUCGUGUCCUAACCAUUACCGAUAUUUUCCAGUAUUAUUCACAGGAACAUGAAAGCACCACAGUAGGAUUGAUGAUUGGCCUUGCAGCUUCACAUAGAGGCACCAUGCAGCCAUCAAUUUCGAAGUCUCUAUACGUACAUUUGCCUUCCCGCCAUCCAUCUUCCUUUCCAGAACUAGAACUGCCAACUCUUGUACAGUCAGCAGCACUUAUAUCAGUUGGGCUUCUUUACGAGGGAUCAGCGCACCCACAAACAAUGAAAAUUCUUCUGAUCAUAUCUAAACUUGGAAUGGCUGUGAAAGCAGAGCCUUCCUUCCUUCCUUUGGGGGGUGGGACUGAAAUAGGACGGAGAAGUGGAGGAGAUAACGUACUUGAAAGGGAGGGGUACUCAGUUGCAGCAGGAUUUUCACUAGGGCUUGUUGCGUUGGGUCGUGGUGAAGAUGCUAUUGGCUCCACGGGCACCCUCGUGGAUCGCUUGUUCCACUACAUUAAUGGCAAGGAACUCAAUAAUGAUAGCCUCCAUCUUUUCUCAUCAUCAGCUGAUGAGCACAGUCGAAAUGCUGGACAGAUUAUUGAUGGGAAUGUACUGAACAUUGACGUUACUGCACCAGGGGCCGUAAUUGCUCUGGCAUUGAUGUAUUUGAAGACGGAAUCUGAGAUGGUAGUAUCUCGGCUGUCUAUCCCCCAAACUCAGUUUCAGUUGCAGUACGUGAGGCCUGAUUUUAUAGUGCUCCGUGUAAUUGCUCGGAAUUUGAUAAUGUGGAGCAGAAUUCAUCCAUCAGAAGACUGGAUCAAGUCACAGAUACCUGAAGUUGUUAGAAGUGGCGUAAAGGGCCUUGGAGAUGAGAUUGAUGAUAUAUAUGAGAUGGAUGCUGAAGCCUUCGUUCAAGCAUAUGCAAAUAUAGUGGUUGGAGCAUGCAUUUCUCUAGGGUUGCGAUUUGCUGGUACAAGAGACGGAAAUGCACAAGAAGUGCUUUACAAAUAUUCUCUAUACUUUCUGAAUGAGAUAAAACCAGUUUCUGUUUCCAAUGGCAAUGAUUUUCCAAAAGGACUAUCUCGUUAUGUUGAUCGUGGGACAUUGGAGACAUGUCUUCAUCUGACCGUUCUUUCCCUAUGUGUGGUAAUGGCUGGAUCAGGUCAUCUACAGACCUUCAGAUUCCUCAAAUUUCUUCGAAAUCGUAAUACUGCUGAUGGCCAUGCUUAUUUUGGUACUCAAAUGGCGGUAAGCCUGGCAAUUGGUUUCCUGUUCCUUGGGGGUGGAAUGUGGACCUUUUCCACUAGCAACAGUUCAGUUGCCGCUUUGUUGAUAGCACUUUAUCCAAGGUUGCCUACCGGCCCAAAUGACAAUCGAUGCCAUCUUCAGGCAUUCAGGCACUUGUAUGUUCUUGCUGCCGAAGCCCGUUGGAUUCAGACGGUUGACGUGGAUACAGGUUUACCUGUUUAUGUCCCACUGGAAGUUGCAAUUAACGAAACUGAGCUCUACAAUGAAACAAGUUUUUGUGAGGUCACUCCAUGCAGUCUCCCAGAACGUGAUAUUUUAAAAUCUGUUCGUGUCUGUGGUCCUCGAUACUGGCCUCAGGUUAUUGAGCUUUGUCCUGAGGAAAAAGGUUGGUGGAAAUCUGGGGACCAGCACCACCCAUUUAAUUCAGGUGUUAUAUAUGUCAAGAGAAAAGUCGGAGCUUGUUCUUAUGCGGAUGAUCCCAUAGGAAGUCAAUCUUUGCUAUCACGAGCAUUGCACAAGAUGAGUGCCUUGACUCAACCAAAUUCCUGCAUGUCAAGUGCUGAGUGUACAGCUGAUGUCACAGUGGAUCAGUUGGUCAGUACCUUCUCAUCGGAUCCGAGCUUAAUUGCUUUCGCUCAACACUUUUGUGACUCGUCCCGAAGUAGCAAAUCUGAGCUUGACUUCCGUGAAUUUUGCCUGCGAGUGUUAUUUGAGUGUGUCAGCAAGGACAGACCGACUAUGUUACAGGUUUAUUUGUCAUUGUACACUGCAGUCGGGUGCAUGGUGGAUUCAGUGUUGUCUGGAUGUUGCAGCAUUCCCACUGAUUCUCUUGCCCUCUCGAGUUUGAAGAUUGCAGUAGCCUACAACAAGGCUCUUGCUAACGGAAGACUGUCAACUUCUGGAACGGAAAUCGUGCAAUCAUCUUUUCUAGGCUCCCUCAAGAAACGAGUGGAUGAUCUCAUAAACUGUUCUCUAAACUUGGAAACUGAUUUUUGCGCUUAUGCUAUGUCAGGAAAGUUGCCAAUCGAUGAUAACCCCGGUUCAAUAAAGUCUCGGGCAGUUUUUUCAUGGUACCUCAAGUGGUAUGAUUUGCCAUCACCACUGGAUGUUAGAAAAGCUGUUGAGAAGAUUAGAAAUGCUAAUUUACGCCCAUCUGUACCCUUGUUAAAGAUGGUUUUUCCUUCGAGUCAUAUUGCUGCAGUCGAAGCCAUCUAUAAAUUAUGUUUAUCUUCUAGAGAUGAAGAUUGAAGGCAAUCCCCGUACUCCCCUGAGUUUUACCGAUGUUAAUUUUGAGAUGUUAGACUCUACUGCAAAUGUAUCUGUUAUAUUUCUGCAAAUAUUUAAUCCUAGGGACCUAUUUUUUAUACUAUUUUCCCCAUAUUUGAAGGUUAUUUAUGGAUUUUAAGUCUUUGCGAUGUGUUGUAUUAAUAUAUUGAACGAAUUCAAAAGGUCCCAAAUUUCUGAGUGCAGUGUGCGAGAUAUUUGCAAUACAAAAAGAUUCUAGUAUUGUUACACGGGAUGUUGCAAUACAAAUAGAAAAUUUCCAAAUGAAUAAGCUGUAGUGAUACAAAUAAACAUAUUAUAUUGUAUUGAUAGCUUUUGUAUACAUUUUCUUUUACUUGUAUAUUUUCUGUAUCAAAG
This is a messenger RNA of Striga asiatica, 5800 nucleotides long. NCBI's taxonomy places the organism in Eukaryota, Viridiplantae, Streptophyta, Magnoliopsida, Lamiales, Orobanchaceae. The record is from the annotation of a GenBank genome assembly.